This is a messenger RNA of Penicillium subrubescens, 2769 nucleotides long. Its product is annotated as putative nucleoside diphosphatase (Ynd1). Gene Ontology annotation, molecular function: nucleoside diphosphate phosphatase activity. Gene Ontology annotation, cellular component: membrane. Lineage: Eukaryota; Fungi; Ascomycota; Eurotiomycetes; Eurotiales; Aspergillaceae. The coding region runs from base 233 to 2377 and encodes 714 amino acids. Gene Ontology annotation, biological process: nucleoside diphosphate catabolic process. The record is from RefSeq and is a predicted model, not a curated record. The transcript has 4 exons.
CUUAUCUCUCUCUCCAGUCUCUCCAAUCUCACUCCAGGUCUUUCCACAGCCCCCGUACUUUCCUCCUCUCGAAGACCCUUCGCCUUCUUUGUCACUCGUUCAACUACAACGGUAUCUUUCUGCCUUCGGGCUCAAUCUGCGCACUCGAGAAGCUUCAUUUUGCUUCCCGUCACUCCAUUCGCUCCUAUCUAAUCGCCAGCUGGUCAUGCUCUGUGGAUAGUCUCGAGUCCAAAUGGGCAAGUGGCGUUAUGGCGUCGUCCUGGACGCUGGAUCGUCUGGGACCCGUGUACACGUUUAUCGUUGGUUGCGCAAUGCUGCGGCUCGUAAGAAGGCCGAUGUGAAUGACUUGAAGUCGCUUCCUGAGAUCAAAACCAAGGAGGAAUGGGUGAAGAAGAUCCAUCCUGGUGUUUCUUCCUUCGCCAAUCGACCCGAGUCUGUCGGGACCGAGCAUCUGGCGGAGCUUCUGGCACAUGCGAAGAGCAUUGUCCCGGACGAAGAUGCCAGAGACACCCCAAUCUUCCUGCUUGCGACGGCCGGUAUGCGACUCCUCGGAAACCUUGAACGACAGCUUCUCCUCGAUCAAAUUUGCAGCUAUGCUCGUGCCAAUACCGACUUCCUGCUCCCCGACUGCGGUGUUCAUAUUCAGGUUAUCCCGGGAGUGACGGAAGGAUUGUAUGGAUGGAUUGCGACAAAUUAUUUGAUGGAAGCUUUCGACGCGCCCGAGAGACACGACCAUGGAAAAGGACAUCACACCUAUGGAUUCUUGGAUAUGGGAGGUGCUUCGGCCCAGAUUGCAUUUGCGCCGAACGCCACGGAGACGGAGAAGCACGCCAAUGACCUGACUCUUCUACGCCUCAGAAACAUCGACGGUUCGGUUCAGGAGCAUCGGGUCUUUGUCACCUCGUGGUUGGAGUUUGGCGUGCACGAAGCUCGGCGUCGGUACGUGGAGGCGUUGCAGAUCGCGGCAGGCCCCGAGGCCCAAGAGCUUCCAGACCCCUGUCUGCCGGAGGGGUUGCGCACCACGUUGGACGGGAAGGAUGCUGUGCCGGUUGACGCUGCAGGACCUUCUCUAAUCGGUACGGGCAAGUUUGACGAGUGCCUGCGGCAGACCUAUCCUUUACUGGACAAGGAUGCACCUUGCUUGGAUUAUCCUUGUCUUCUCCAUGGCAUUCACGUCCCAGCUAUCGACUUCGACGUGAACCAUUUCAUCGGCAUCAGUGAAUACUGGCACACUACUCAUGAGAUUUUCGAAAUGGGAUACAAGGACAAAGCCUACGACUUCAACACAUACCAGGAGCGGGUCAAGACUUUCUGUUCGCAGGACUGGGCGUCCAUUGAGGACGGAAUUCAUGCACACAAAUGGGGAAAGAAGGUCGACCAACAAAAGGCCAACGAAGUAUGCUUCAAGGCAUCGUGGAUCAUCAAUAUGUUGCACGAUGGUAUCGGAGUACCUCGAGUUGGCCUUGAAGAUACCUCGGGCUCACUUCAUAAUGGGACCAAGGAAGUUCUCGCUCACACUAAAGAGAAGGGCUAUUUGGAUGCAUUCCAGGCAGUGAACAAGAUUGACUCGACUGAAGUAAGCUGGACGUUAGGCAAGAUCGUUCUCUACGCUUCUUCGCAAGUCCCCGCUCAGGUUGAGGAAGCGGCUCUGCCCGUUGGGUUUGGCAGUAACGUUGCUGGGAUUCCUCCAGACUUCCAGUAUCCCAGUGUGGAGUUACUUCCUGAUUCUGAGGGAUUCCACAGUGAACACUGGCAUGAUUCGCUGUUUGAUGGAGACUCGCCCCGCCGAAUCCCCGGAAUUCUUUUGUUCGUUUUUAUCGUUAUCGUCGCAGGCUUCUUCCUAUGCGGCCGCAGCCGCCGGUCACGUAUCUAUCUGAAGAUCAACAACUUGCUCCGUCGUGGUGGACCCUCUCAUCCCAACCACCCAAAGAAGCGAAAGGGAUUCGGUGCGAUGCUGCCAUUCUUGAACCGGAACGGAGCAGCCUACGAGCGUGUCAUGGAAGAAGGCGCGCAAGAUUUUGAACUUGGCGUGACCGACUCCGACAGCAGUGACGCGGAUCCUGGCCGCUCUUCUGAGGGUGAUUCAAUGGGCUUGCGGCCACCGAAGCGAGCCUCUAGCUGGGGUAGCAGCAGCAACCUGCCCGGCUUGAAAUAUACACUCGAUAACACAUCAUCAGGCACCAUUGGCUUGGGGAUCAGCGGUGGUUCGGGGAUUGCCAUGGAUCGGGCUGGCCUGGUGGUCAGGACUGAAAGCCGAGACCAUCUGGCUCCCAUCGCACUAGGGCCUACUACUAAUGGCCGUCGAUCGAGAGCUACCAGUCCCACACGGUCUCACCAUCAAAAAUCCCCCAGCAUGACCCCCCUUGCUGAUGAUUGACGUGACUGAUGCAUCUUGAACUGAAUUAUGUACGCUUCUCGAUUUCCGACAUGUUUUUUGUCUUUUCCCGCGUUUGCAUCGCAUUAUCAACUGGAGUUGACUUUCUGGAACGCGAGUGUUGGUGUUUGAUCCGGCGCAACUCGUCGUGCUUUGUUUUUCUCCCUCCUGUAGGGAACAUUUUCUCAUUCGGGGUGAUGCUGCACUGUGAGCAGCAUACACUUUCCAUUCUUGGUCCCAUAUUCUACCGUGUGUGCUCUGGAGUACUUUCUUUUUGGGGUGCUUGUGAUCUGAUGCGGGUGAUUUCGAUUUCAAGGCAGUGUACCACUAGCACUCUGCUACAGAUGUUUUUAAUGAAGAUAGACUAAUACAUUGCUCGCUCAACUUCUCAAAGA